AUGAAUAUUUUUAACAACGAUACAGGGAUUUUCCGGGGUUUAGUUUCUAGCCCGGUGGCUCGGUUUUCCGAGCGUUCUGAUUCGGUUACCGAUUUCAACGAUGAUCUGUCUGAUGAAGAAAUGGGUAUAGAGGAGCUUGAGAAGGAGAUAUGGAAAGACAAGCAGCGUUUAAAGCGGCUCAAGGAGUUGGCGAAGAUCGGGAUCAAUGAAAGAAUGUUGAAGCAGCCUGAUGAUUGUCAAGAACAUUCGAGUAAGAGGAUGAUGUACAAGACACAAGAUGGUGUCUUGAAGUACAUGUCUAAGGCAAUGGAGCGUUGUAAAGCUCAAGGUUUUGUUUAUGGGAUCGUGCUAGAGAACGGGAAAACGGUAACUGGAUCUUCUGAUAAUCUCCGCGAAUGGUGGAAAGACAAAGUGAGAUAA
Messenger RNA from Arabis nemorensis, 420 nucleotides. NCBI's taxonomy places the organism in Eukaryota, Viridiplantae, Streptophyta, Magnoliopsida, Brassicales, Brassicaceae. The record is from the annotation of a GenBank genome assembly.